Aspergillus campestris IBT 28561 is the source of this 1292-nucleotide messenger RNA. RefSeq lists its product as uncharacterized. Gene Ontology annotation, molecular function: lyase activity. Bases 316 to 1251 code for a protein of 311 amino acids. The record is from RefSeq and is a predicted model, not a curated record. The transcript is spliced from 4 exons. NCBI's taxonomy places the organism in Eukaryota, Fungi, Ascomycota, Eurotiomycetes, Eurotiales, Aspergillaceae.
CGUGAUACAAAAAGCGAGCGCAACGAUGGAAUAACUGGGUGUGGGAUAACAGUUACAGUGCUUGUUCAGAAUAUCAAUCAGUCAUAGCAAGGACAACUGGCCGAACUAGAGAUCAGAUCGCCAUCUAUCUUACCACUAGGAGGCUGAGACCCCACUCCUAGGUCCUACAAAUGGCAGAAUUCCAUACGUGCCCCUUAUAUUGUGCCCGCGUCUACACUAUCCCUUGCAAAAUCUUCCACAAGAAUAAGCAGUAUCGAAAUGCUUCUGAUCUCCCAUCAGUGGGUGACGAGGCAACCGUGAUCGACACGGCAUGGGAUGUUCAUGAUAGAUGACAUCAUCGACCCUUGUAGUCGUAGGCUGGGGGUGGAGACAGACACCCAACCUGCAGCCAUGCCCAUCCGCCAACUCCGACGGCCUAUAAAUGGAAUCUUUCUGCCUAUUCCCUGGUUCUCACGAUAUAAUUUGAAAGAAAGACACCCUUUCCCUUCAACGACCAUAAACAUGGCUAAUUUCGAACUCGCUCGGAAAACCCCGCAUCUCAUUGUCCAGCCAGCCGACGCGGCUCUCUCCCCACCUGAGAGCUAUCUCUUCGUUCAGGAUGGCCUCAUAAUCGCCUGUGGCGUGAUUUACGCCCUCUGCUACACAUUUUGCAUCAUUCGCACGUACAGCGACCGCAUGUACCCCGGUGCCCGCUGGGGCAGUAUCCAGUUCAUGGGCCCGAUCAUGGCAUACGAGCUCUACUACGCCGUCGUGACGACUACGACUACGUUCGAACGGUUGGCUUUCUCGGCGUGGUUUAUGCUAGAUAUCUCUUUUGUGUCGACUGCACUGCGUAGCGCGCAUCCCCCGCGCGAGAGAUGGCCACUCUUGCGCAACAUCCUGGGUCUCGCGGUUGCGAGCCUCGUGGGGUUGAAGUAUCUAGGCAUGGCUUUUCCCGAUGAACGCGAGCAGAUGACGGCAUACUGGACGGGGAUCCUCUUGCAGUUCCCUAUCGGAUAUGUCUGUCUGGGGUUGCUGUGGAGUGACGCCGACACGAGGGGGCACUCUUUGGAGAUCUGGCUCACGCGCUAUCUCGGCUGCUUCACGGCUUAUGGUGUUUUCUUUUGGCGCUACUGGAAUAUCCCCCAGAACUGGUCGUACGUGGGCUCUCCGUGGAGCGUGUGGAUCAUCAUCUUGACCUUGGUGCCCGAGACGCUAUAUCCAUUUGUGUACUACAAGGUACAUAAUCAGAUGAAGCUGAAGGGGGAGUAGACGGCUGUCCAUCGCAUGGUUCUGAACAUAUGCAGAAUGCG